Molecule: messenger RNA, 3120 nt
Organism: Tachysurus fulvidraco (yellow catfish)
Lineage: Eukaryota; Metazoa; Chordata; Actinopteri; Siluriformes; Bagridae
Product: mucin-17
Exons: 9
Coding region: 134-2704 (856 amino acids)
Source: RefSeq, a predicted model, not a curated record
GUGUGUGUGUGUGUGUGUGUGUGUGUGUGUGUGUGUGUGUGUGUGUGUGUGUGUGGGUCCAUAUAUAAGAAGUGAACUGCGUAACCUGUGUAAGUCAUCACACCGCGUGAAGAUUCAACUGAAGAGAACCAGGAUGGCAACUGACGUCGAUCGGCAAAAUGUUUUCCGCACGACGAAGGUGCGAGCGGCGCUACGGAAAGAUGGCAGCUGGAUCCGCCGAAGCACAGAGGACCGGACGGAUUCCCACCCGAGUGAAUCUCCAGGCUUUUUGGAAUUGAUCCCAGUCACUGCCUCCAGCAGCAAUGUUUCUCAGACCCCCACCUCCCAGACCCCAACCUCCCAGAGCCCCACCUCUGCCCAGGACACGCCCACUUCUCCAGGAUGGAAAGGGAGGCGAGGCGGCUCGUAUGUGCUGUCAGCGAUGAGGAAGUUUGAAUCUGUGGACACACCAGACAGCUCACCAGUAAAAACCAAUUCCAGUUUGCUCAGAAGCCCUGAAGGUAAAUCUGGGUUAAUGCAGGUCAAACCAACAAUGAAAUCUGAUGAACUCAACAUCACUGAUGAAGUUACAGCACCUGUAGUGAAGACACCUGUAGUGAAGACACCUGUAGUGAAGACACCUGUAGUGAAGACACCUGUAGUGAAGACACCUGAAGUUACAGCACCUGUAGUGAAGACACCUGAAGUUACAGCACCUGUAGUGAAGACACCUGUAGUGAAGACACCUGUAGUGAAGACACCUGUAGUGAAGACACCUGAAGUUACAGCACCUGUAGUGAAGACACCUGAAGUUACAGCACCUGUGGUGAAGACACCAGAGGUUACAGCACCUGUGGUGAAGACACCAGAGGUUACAGCACCUGUGGUGAAGACACCUGUAGUGAAGACACCAGAGGUUACAGCACCUGUGGUGAAGACACCUGUAGUGAAGACACCAGAGGUUACAGCACCUGUGGUGAAGACACCUGUAGUGAAGACACCAGAGGUUACAGCACCUGUGGUGAAGACACCUGAAGUUACAGCACCUGUAGUGAAGACACCUGUGGUGAAGACACCUGUGGUGAAGACACCUGAAGUGAAGACACCUGAAGUUACAGCACCUGUAGUGAAGACACCUGUGGUGAAGACACCAGAAGUUACAGCACCUGUAGUGAAGACACCUGAAGUUACAGCACCUGUAGUGAAGACACCAGAAGUUACAGCACCUGUGGUGAAGACACCAGAAGUUACAGCACCUUUUGUGAAGACACCUGUAGUGAAGACACCAGAAGUUACAUCAGACGUUACAGCACCUGUGGUGAAGACACCUGUAGUGAAGACACCAGAAGUUACAGCACCUGUGGUGAAGACACCAGAAGUUACAGCACCUGUGGUGAAGACACCUGUAGUGAAGACACCUGAAGUGAAGACACCUGUAGUGAAGACACCAGAAGUUACAGCACCUGUGGUGAAGACACCAGAAGUUACAGCACCUGUGGUGAAGACACCAGAAGUUACACCAGACAUUACAGCACCUGUGGUGAAGACACCAGAGGUUACAGCACCUGUGGUGAAGACACCAGAGGUUACAGCACCUGUGGUAAAGACACCAGACGUUACAGCACCUGUGGUGAAGACACCUGUGUUGAAGACACCAGACGUUACAGCACCUGUGGUGAAGACACCAGAGGUUACAGCACCUGUGGUGAAGACACCAGAGGUUACAGCACCUGUGGUGAAGACACCUGUGGUGAAGACACCAGACGUUACAGCACCUGUAGUGAAGACACCUGUGGUGAAGACACCAGAAGUUACACCAGACGUUACAGCACCUGUAGUGAAGACACCUGUGGUGAAGACACCAGAAGUUACACCAGACGUUACAGCACCUGUAGUGAAGACACCUGUGGUGAAGACACCAGAAGUUACACCAGACGUUACAGCACCUGUAGUGAAGACACCUGUGGUGAAGACACCAGAAGUUACCAACGUUACAGCACCUGUAGUGAAGACACCUGUUGAAGCACCUGUGGUGAAGACACCAGAAGUUACACCAGACGUUAGCACCUGUAGUGAGACACCUGUGGUGAAGACACCAGAAGUUCACCAGACGUUACAGCCCUGUAGUGAAGACACCUGUGGUGAAGACACCAGAUACCCAGAGGUUACAGCACCUGUGGUAAGACACCAGACAGUUACAGCACCUGUGGUGAAGACACCAGAAGUUACACCAGACGUUACAGCACCUGUAGUGAAGACACCUGUGGUGAAGACACCAGAAGUUACACCAGAGGUUACAGCACCUGUGGUAAAGACACCAGACUUUACAGCACCUGUAGUGAAGACACCUGUGGUGAAGACACCAGAAGUUACACCAGACGUUACAGCACCUGUAGUGAAGACACCUGUGGUGAAGACACCAGAAGUUACACCAGACGUUACAGCACCUGUAGUGAAGACACCUGUGGUGAAGACACCAGAAGUUACACCAGACGUUACAGCACCUGUCACUCAUGAUGAGAAGGUGCUGUGUUCCUUCUGUAAUAAACCUGUGGAAGGUGAUGAGAAAAUCUCACUGAACAUUCCUCCAAUUGUCUGCCAUGUGGAGUGCUUUCAGUGUGCUACAUGUGCUAAAUCCCUAGGUGACAUGAUGUCCUCCAUGUACCACCACCGUGGGAAGAUUCACUGUAAGACAUGCUUUGAUACAGUGGUCUACAGCACCUGAGUUAUCGCCAUGGCAACAACAGGUGUAACUUUGAGCUGUCUAUUAGACACAGAAAUGUUUUUCACAUGUACUUUCUUUCAGAUUAUCAGAUUAAGGUGCCAUUAAUUGUAUGAAAUAAUAAAUCAACUAAAGUUUACAGCUUUGUGUCAUAUGUCUGUGUAUCAGAUGGAGAGAGAGACAGAAAAUAAACACAACACCAUUUGGAUUAAACAUGUUUAUUGUGAGACAUUUUACAGUGUAACACACACAGAGUUGUGUAGCAGAUUAACAGAAACCCACACAGUGUGAUUAAACAUGUACAGUGUGUAUUACUGUUACACAUUUAUUUAUUUAUAUUAAUACAAUCAUGUAGCACCAUUGGAGAACACACACACACUCUCACACACACACACACACACACACACACACACACACAC